AUGUCGGAUGAUGACGACUACUACGACGAUGUCUUCGAUGGAGAUUGGCUAUGGAUAGAAUAUGGUGAAAGGGAGCUUGUGGAUGAUCUUGCAGAAGGCACCGUGCAUUCACCAGUUUAUUACAUGGAUCAUGGACCUCACGACGCAAUUGACAGUGACUCUGAUUGGGAAUAUUAUACAGAUGAGUACUUCGACGAUGACCUGUCCGUAAUGCAUAAGCAGAACAUCUUACCUCCUGGCACAUCCAAAGCGAGGAAGCGGAAGCAGCAGGUGAAAAAGCAGCCAAGUCCUCCAGCAACUCCAAAAACAAAGGAAACGAUGACAGCUGAUGGAACUGAUGAUGGCAAGGACACUAAUAACCCAAACUCGUACUGCAAGAUCAUAUAUCGCUCCUCUUUCAUCCAGCUAGCUGACCAAGCCGAGCUUUACAAACCAGGCACAGGUGAAAAAGUAGCCUUGCUUAAGAAUUGGAGGGAGAUAUUUAAAGAUUCUCAGCCUAAAAGAGAUUAUAGGCUUCAGAAAGCAGCCUCUCGUCUCUCGCCAACGGCGUCGUUUGCGAAAUCUAAAUCUGGACGGAAGCGAGGGCAUCGGAGGAACACGGAAAGUGGGAAUGUGGAUGACAAGGGUUUUAGAAAUGUUGAGGGCGAUGGAGAUAGCGAUGUUGAUGUUGAUAUUGAUGAGGAACCGGUAUUUGAUGGCGAACAGGAUAUUGAAGAGGGAUCGGAGCUUGGAUCGGGAUCGGGAGAUGAUGAAAGUAUAGAUGAACGUGGCAGUGAGGAAAGACUUACACCGCCACCGUCCUUCCUAUCCGCAUCCCAGCAAGUUAUUUACGAGGAAUCAAGAGCAAAACCGACUCAGCCAUCCCGCCAUAAUAGUAGCAACAACAAUGGCGACAAAAGCCAUCUUGACCGCCGGGGAUCGUAUCUCAAAUCCGUAAUGUCAGCCGUAACAGAGAACGAUGGUCCAGAAUCAUCGAUACCCGGUUUCAGCUGCCGUUCCACACAUUCAAGUCCUCAGAAUGAGCAAGGAUAUGAAGGAGAAGAGCUCGAAGAACCCGACAGUUUGAUUCAAGAUGGCUAUGAAGCUGACAUCGGCGAUAUUAACAAUACCCACGGCUUUGAACAGGGACAUUCUCCUACCCCUUUGCAACACCUGAAACGAAAGGCCUCAAGCCCUCUCCCUAGUGCGGAUGGAAGUGUGGAUGGGAAGGAGAGGUCGAAACGAGCUGCGACUGCGGAAAAGCUGGAUGGCGAUGGCAGUUACAAUAAGAAGGAGAAUGCGAGGAUGGGUGUGGGUAAGAAAAUAGCUAAAGAUGCUCAGGUUCAACCUGCGACGGGAACUGCGCGACGGUCUUUGAGGGAGAGGAAGUAG
Paracoccidioides brasiliensis Pb18 is the source of this 1371-nucleotide messenger RNA. RefSeq lists its product as uncharacterized. The transcript is spliced from 2 exons. The coding region runs from base 1 to 1371 and encodes 456 amino acids. The record is from RefSeq and is a predicted model, not a curated record.